AUGUGGGAUCCUCCCAACCCAAAACUCGAACCUGCGUCCGCUGCACUCGCAGGCGGAUUCCCAACCACUGCACCACCAGGGAAGUCCUCAAAUAGUGUUAUUUUAGAUCAGCUUCCCUUGACCUUUGCCCCGCCGGCGGCCCUGGAGCCGGGGCCCGCGGGGCCAGGAAGCCGGAGCCCGUGCCCCCGAAGCAGAACGGCUGCCGUGGCCAAGUACCUGGCCCAGAUCAUUGUGAUAGGCGUGCAGGUGGUGGGCAGGGACUUUGCCCGGGCCCUGCGACAGGAGUUUACAGCCAGCCAGGCAGCAGCUGAUGCCCAGGGACGUGCCAGACACCAGUCUGCAGCCGCCUCCAACCUCUCCGGCCUCAGCCUCCAGAAGACACAGCAGAUUCUCAACGUCUUCAAGCUGAGCCCUGAGGAGACCCAGAAGAACUAUGAACACCUAUUCAAGGUGAAUGAUAAAUCCGUGGGCGCCUCCUUCUACCUGCUGUCAAAGGUGGUGCGAGCAAAGGAGCGCCUUGAGGAGCAACUCAGAAUCCAGGCCCAGGAGGACAGAGAGUGA
Messenger RNA from Eubalaena glacialis (North Atlantic right whale), 561 nucleotides. RefSeq names its product mitochondrial import inner membrane translocase subunit TIM16-like. The transcript has 3 exons. The record is from RefSeq and is a predicted model, not a curated record. Gene Ontology annotation, biological process: protein import into mitochondrial matrix. Gene Ontology annotation, cellular component: TIM23 mitochondrial import inner membrane translocase complex. Lineage: Eukaryota; Metazoa; Chordata; Mammalia; Artiodactyla; Balaenidae. Bases 1 to 561 code for a protein of 186 amino acids.